UCUUCUUGGUGACGUAUCCGGCACGUGACAGGGUGUCAUGGCGGCGCCCAUGCAGGCGUGACUGUCGUGGGUGAGAGGGCGAUCGAGGCGACGCGGGGAGACGCCGCGAUGCAGACGCAGCUGCCACGACGAGUGCCGCUCCUCAUCUCCGUGCUCCCGGGCCUCGCGGGGUCAUCACAGGGCCUCGUGGGAGCCCCUGGGUGCCUGGGCCCUUGCCGCCGCCUCCUCCUGCUGCCCACCGGCCUCGCCUCCUCCCGUGCAGGGGUCAGCUCCUGGGCCCGACUGCUCGCGCAGCCGCCACGGGCGGGGGCCAGCGGCGGGACCGCGACCCCUCGGGUGAACUGGGCCGCCCAGGCGAAGAGGCUCUACGGGCGCAAGCGACAGGCGGCGCCGCGAGUCGUGGCUACCAGUCAGCUGGAUGACUUACCCCCGACUGCCACCAAAUACGGCUUUGAGGGCCUGAGUGAGCUACAGACGGCCGACGAGUGCGUGCGGAGGCUGCUCUCGUUGGAGCUGGGGAGUCACAGUGACAAGCUGAAACUCAAGAAGCAGCAGUACAUCGCCCUGGUGCAGCGGAGCCCCGAGGAUCGCAGCUCCACCGAGGUUCAGAUCGCAGUCCUAACGGCGAGGAUCCGGAAUUACAGCGAGCACCUGGUCCAGCACCCGAGGGACAAGACCAACAAGCGCUACAUGCUCAUGGCGUCCGACAGACGCAAGAAGCUUCUCAAGUACCUGCGGCGGACGCGCUACGACCGCUUCGAGCACACGUGCACGGCGCUCAACAUCUCGUUCCAGCUGCCGCCGGCGUACCACCGGCGCGCCUCGCGCCGCUGGGUCGCCAAGAAAGCGCUCGUCGUGAGGGUUCGUCAGCUUGUUAACGAGCGGCGCUACCGGGCCCGCCAGGAGGCCCGCGCACAGGCGGCACAGGCGGCGCAGGCGGCGCAGGCGGAGCAGGCGGCUCCCCCGUGUGAAGGGAGCGGCUGAGAGCUCGGCUGCCGGUGCUCACACGUCCCGGUGUCCCCACUCUCGUCUCACGCGCUCCCCUCUCGUCGCGUCUGUCCUUAAGAGACCCAGAGACCCACAGACUCAGAGACCCACAGACUCACGUAGAGACCCACAGACUCACGUAGAGACCCACAGACUCACGUAGAGACCCACAGACUCACACAGAGACCCACAGACUCACACAGAGACCCACAGACUCACGUAGAGACCCACAGACUCACACAGAGACCCACAGACUCACACAGAGACCGACAGACUCACACAGAGACCCACAGACUCGCGCAGAGACCCACAGACUCACGUAGACACCCAGACUCACGUAGAGACCCACAGACUCGCGUAGAGACCCACAGACUCACGUAGAGACUCCCUCCCCCGUCUGUGUGCGUCUCGUCUCCCGUGGCGUCUCGUCUCCCGGGGCGUCUCGUCUCUCGCGGCUUGUCCCGUGGCAUUGCGCAAUAAAAUAAUUGCUCGAUUCUU
Molecule: messenger RNA, 1485 nt
Organism: Lethenteron reissneri (Far Eastern brook lamprey)
Lineage: Eukaryota; Metazoa; Chordata; Hyperoartia; Petromyzontiformes; Petromyzontidae
Gene: MRPS15
Product: mitochondrial ribosomal protein S15
Biological process (GO): mitochondrial translation
Cellular component (GO): ribosome; mitochondrial small ribosomal subunit
Molecular function (GO): structural constituent of ribosome; RNA binding
Source: RefSeq, a predicted model, not a curated record